AUGUACCGUAAAUGGGACGCCAAUCCGGUUACCAUAGUCUACGGAGCUGAGCUGGAACCCAUCUCAACCGUUCCGUUUCCAGCAGUAACUAUUUGUCCUUUGGUAAAAUCGCGCAUAGAAGAGUUUAAUUUGACACAGGCUUUCGAAGUUAUCAACCAGAAUGCGACACUGGAUGAACGCAGCGAAAGCAAGCUUAGAACCUUAGCUCACGUGUGUGCAUUCAAAGACGAAUGCCAUGUGCUCAAAAUAUCAAGAAAGGAAAAUGUUAUUCUGGAUCUGAGAGCUAUGGCGCACUCCCUCAAAGAAGUAAUAGCUCACUGCUGGUGGCGAUCUUCGGUUGUGCCAUGUGAAAGCCUCAUGAUGGAACGGCUCGUAGAUGACGGUAUCUGCUACACCUUCAACUCACUGGCUUUGGACGAAAUAUAUCGUGAUAAUGAGAUUUCCCCCGAUUUUCUCAAUUUUACCAACACGGCACCGACAUCGGAUUGGACUCGGGAAUACGGAUACAGACCUGGAGCAGGAUUGCGCGCCUACCCGAAUCGUCCCCUAACUAAUGGCAUAAUCUCCGGAGUGAUAAUGGUAGCGGUGAUGAGAUCAGUUGAUCAUGAGCCGUUGUGCUCGGGGACUUACACGGGUUUCAAAUUCGCCGUCCAUGCUCCGGAUGAAGUCGCUUUUAUGGAUGAUCGUUUCUAUCGAUUGGACACGCUGAAUGCCGUAAUAUUGGACCUGACACCGAAUGUGAUCAAGGCAUCUGGAACGCUUAGAAAUCUUUCUCCUCUUAAAAGGAAUUGUUAUUUUUCGGACGAAAAAUAUCUUCGGUUCUUCAAAAUAUACAAUCAAGUAAACUGCGUCUCGGAAUGUAUUUCCAACUACACGCUGGCUUCGUGCGGUUGCGUGAAAUUCUCAAUGCCUCGGUCAACUGAUACUAAAAUAUGUGAUGUCGCCAAAAUCGACUGUUACCGAAGUUCCUUCCUGACAUUGUACGAAAAGAUGGUGAACGCUUACAUUGCCGGUGAAAGUUUCAAUAGCUGCAAUUGUUUGCCAUCAUGUUCCUCUGUUGACUAUGAAGUCGGAAUAUCUCACGAUAAUUUUAACUUUCAUGAAUUUCCUAUGAAGCUGGAUUUCAUAAAUGAUAAGAUCGAUCCCAGCUUGGUGUUUGUUGCCUUCGGGGACCGUCACUACACGUAUAUGGUAAGAAGAGAGCUGAUCGGAAUCAAUCGAGCGGUAGCAGAGCUUGGAGGUCUGUUUGCUCUUCUGAUGGGUUCCAGUAUGCUUAGCUUAGCGGAAAUUGUAUACUUCUGUUGCAUUCGGCAGUUGAGACGAGAGCAACCUAAGAAAAAUAAGCAAAUUCGAGCCAAACGGGCGCAUAGUCGAAGGCAUCGAGUUCAUUUACGAGUGGAUCCUUGGGCAAACCAUCAAUAA
This is a messenger RNA of Armigeres subalbatus, 1422 nucleotides long. RefSeq names its product pickpocket protein 28-like. The coding region runs from base 1 to 1422 and encodes 473 amino acids. Gene Ontology annotation, biological process: sodium ion transmembrane transport. NCBI's taxonomy places the organism in Eukaryota, Metazoa, Arthropoda, Insecta, Diptera, Culicidae. Gene Ontology annotation, cellular component: plasma membrane. The transcript is spliced from 3 exons. Gene Ontology annotation, molecular function: ligand-gated sodium channel activity. The record is from RefSeq and is a predicted model, not a curated record.